UCAACAACCCUAGAAUUCCUAAACCCUACUUCGACUUUACCAUCCCCUUUGCUUCUGCUUCCCUCGCCGGAAACAUUCAAGUUUUUUUUUUCCGGCCACUUUCGGGUGAUGUUUCCGGCCGUCUCGUCUGCUCUGGCUUUCAUGGAGGCGUGUAAAUUUUGUUCUCAAGAUCUGUUGAGAAGGUUGUCCUAGUAUUCUUGGAAAUUAGGGUUUCAGUUGCAGGUUUUGAUGUGGGAUACAUCGUAGUUUUCUGUAUUUUGUGCUGAUUACCAUCCAAAGCAGGACGGCAAUUGUAUUUAGAUUCCUUCAGAUUAGACAAAGCAUUUCUCUGGCCAAGUAUGUGGUUCCCAGGUUUUCUCUUCAAGAAAAACCUGUAUAGUUUAUUUAAAAUUUUACCAGUUCACUUUAAGUUUUUUGAUUCCCAAACUCCUUUCCUUUUAGCUUGGAAAACGAAUCUAUGUCUUUAAGCAAAAGAAGAGAACCAUCUAUUUUUACCACCUGCAUCAAAGAGAACCUCAGUAUAACUUCAAAGCAAAACGAGUGAGGCAUCCCAACGCUUCCCCAUGAGUUUCAUGCAGCACCGGAUCUUAGCUGUUGGCCAACAGUUCCCCGAUGCUAAGAGUUGUCGGAGAGCGAUCAAAGAGGCUGCCAUCGCUGAAGGCUUCGAUUUCCGAUCGGUUAAAAAUGAUAGGGUCCGCUUCACUGCUAGGUGUGCCAAAGAAGGUUGCCCAUGGCGCUUGCACGCUGCAAAACUCCCUGAUAGCACGAUCUUCACAAUAAAGAGCAUCAGAGAGGCACAUACUUGUGGGGGAACGAUCACAACCAAUCGACAAGUUUCGGGAGAGUGGGUUGCAAGCUACAUAGAGGAACGGCUGAAAGAGAACCCGCAUUGCAAGCCAAAGGAAAUCUUGCAAGACAUUCAAAAGCAGCAUGGGUUCACUAUAUCAUACAAGAAAGCAUGGAGAGGGUACCAACGCUGCAUGACAGCGAUUUAUGGGUCUUUUGAAGAUGGGUACCGUCUCUUACCAGCUUACUGUGAGCAAAUCAAGCUCACAAACCCUGAUAGCAUUGCUCGUGUUGUUAGUACUGGGGCUGAGCACCGAUUUAGACGCCUCUUCCUUUCUUACCAAGCAUCAAUCUAUGGCUUUGUGAAUGGAUGCCGACCUCUUCUUGGGCUCGAUGUGGUCCACCUUCAUGGCAAAUAUCUUGGUAGCCUACUCUCAGCUACUGCCUUUGAUGCUGAUGGUGCCAUUUUCCCAUUGGCUUUUGGGGUGGUUGAUGUGGAAACUGAAGAGAACUGGAUGUGGUUCCUCUCUGAGCUUCAUAAGCUUAUUGAAAUGAAUGCUAGAAAGAUGCCUAUGCUUACAAUCUUGUUUGAGAGACGAAAGGGGGUUGUAGAAGGGGUUCAAAAGAAGUUCCCCAGUGCUUUCCAUGGCUAUUGUAUUCGUCAUUUGUGUGAAGAGUUUCGCCUCAAAUUCAAGAACCCUAGGCUUGUACACCUCCUUUGGAAGUCAGCCCACACUCUCUCCACCAUAGAAUUCAAGGCCAAGAUGGCUGAGAUGCAAGAGCUCUCGAGUGAAGCUUAUGAAUGGAUCCAAGAGAUUCCUGCUCGCCAUUGGGCUGAGAUCUACUUCGAGGGCGCCCGCUAUGGCCGCCUCACCUCGAAUGUGGUUGAGAUGAAUGAAUGGAUCCAUGAAGCUAGAGAGCUGCCCAUCAUCCAAAUGAUGGAGUGGAUCCACCGAAAACUAAUGGCAGAAUUCGAAGAAAGGAGACAGAAAGGAGCACAGUGGACCACAGUGCUUGCCCCCUCAGCCGAGAAGCAAAUGGCUGAGUCCCAUCUGUUGGCCCAAAACUAUCGAGUUAUCCGAUCAAGUGAGGUGGAAUUUGAGAUACUUUUCGCUGAGCAAACAAACAUAGUGAAUAUAGACACAGUUUCAUGCUCGUGUCGAGCUUGGCAAUUGUAUGGGUUGCCUUGUUCUCAUGCCACAGCGUCUCUUGUGUCUUGUAACAAAUCAGUGUAUCAGUUCACUGAUAAAUGUUUUACUGUGGCGAAUUACAGGGAUACAUAUUCCCAAGCUGUAAAUCCUCUGCCUGAUAAGGGGGAGUGGGAAAAGUUGGCAGAAGGGGGGGAAGAUGGGAACAGCAAGGCCUCAAUAAGUGUGAGGCCGCCUAAGGUGAGGAGACCACCAGGUAGGCCAAAGAUGAAGCAAGUGUGUACUGAGGAUCUCUAUAGGCAAAAGCAUACUGUUCAUUGUAGGCGAUGCAACCAAACGGGUCAUUACAAGACAACUUGCAGGGCUGUGAAAGCCUUACCUGACCCUAACGGACCAGUGAUGGCCUUACCGGAUACAAACAUGCCUGCAGCUCAACCUCAACAAGCUUUGUAGCCUUUUCAUCGAUUUGAAUGUUUGUAUUUGCCAUUUCUCUCUCUCUCUCUCUCUCUCGUGGGUUUAGAAUGUUGGGAUUUAGGGUACACUUACCUUGCUGUGAAGAAAUGGUGAUAGCGGGUUUAGGGGAAGGAAGAUGGAGAGGUGUUACUUCUGUCUUUUGGUAAAUUUGGAGUGGAUCUUAGCAGCAGUUGUAGGCCUUGUAUGUUCAUUUCUUCUUUCUUAUUGAUCAUAAUGUUAAUUUAGGCCUUUGUUUAUGGGAGAUCAA
Amborella trichopoda is the source of this 2655-nucleotide messenger RNA. RefSeq lists its product as uncharacterized. Gene Ontology annotation, molecular function: zinc ion binding. The record is from RefSeq and is a predicted model, not a curated record. Lineage: Eukaryota; Viridiplantae; Streptophyta; Magnoliopsida; Amborellales; Amborellaceae.